Messenger RNA from Brienomyrus brachyistius, 3920 nucleotides. RefSeq names its product germ cell-specific gene 1-like protein. The coding region runs from base 2011 to 3195 and encodes 394 amino acids. The record is from RefSeq and is a predicted model, not a curated record. Gene Ontology annotation, cellular component: plasma membrane. NCBI's taxonomy places the organism in Eukaryota, Metazoa, Chordata, Actinopteri, Osteoglossiformes, Mormyridae. The transcript has 8 exons.
AGUGGGCAGUAGAACGAGGGAGGACUGUGCAGUCGCUGUCCCUUUUCAUCUCUCGCUUCCUCAAAUUAGAACCUAGUGAGCAACUGUUUAUUUACGUCAAUCAGUCUUUUGCUCCUUCACCUGACCAGGAAGUCGGUGUCCUCUUUGAAGUAAGUGGUUUUUAAAUUUCUGGAUGAACAAAUAUUAUAUCUGCAAAAGCAUUGCUGUAGUUAUAUUUAAGGAAGUGUAUGUUCAUCUUUCAGUUGAAAGACUAAUGCCCGAGUGUGUAAUAGUGCAUUGUCAGAUGUAUUAUGUCAUUGGGCUUUUUGUGUAAUCUUCCUGGAAUCAUCUUCCUCUUUCAUACUGUAUCAGGUAUGUUUAGAUUUUUGGUGUGGAAGCCACUUUGACAAGGCUCAUUGUCAUUAAGAAAGGAGAAUAUCUAUACAGAAUUUACUGGGAAAUUACAUAAUUUCGUAGGAAGUACAGUGAUUUACUAACUCUUUCCAGGUAACUCCCAAGCACUGUUUGUAAAUUGAAUGACGUAUUUCAGCUUGCAAAAUGACAACUUCUCCUCCAGUAGUAUUGCACUGCUAGCUGUGUAUCAGAAGCAGACCAACUUGUAUAAUCUUCAGUCAGACAGGCUGUAUUUACCACUUAGUCGUGUGCUCAGAUUUUGAUUUAGCAUACUGGUAUUUUUUGACUGCCGAAAUAUUGUUAUUAUAUCAGCUGGAUGGUAUUACUGUGUUUGUGUGUGUGUGUCUGUGUGUGUAUAUGUGGGGGGGAUGGAUUCCCUGUGGUUGAUGGGUGUCCGGUGCAAGUCAGUCUGCUUUUUCACUGGGUAAGUGGUUCCUGAAGAUGGAUUAGUAUUGCUUCUGUGGACCUUCUUUCAGGUUUUCGCAUGAUUCAGUCAGUAGGUAAGACUUGACGUGAACAUUUUCCUUGCCAGUGUUUAUCCAUCUGCUAGUCCUGCCAUUUUCAUCUGUACUGUUCAUGUUUGCCACUCCCUCCCUCUGUUGCAGUGCUUUGGCAGUGAUGGGAAGCUAGUUCUGCAUUACUGCAAGUCUCAGGCUUGGGGAUGAAGUUAUCCGCUCCCAAUUUGGUGUUCUCUGGCCAAACAUCAUGCACAGCACUUCUCAGAAACCCCUUUGCUCACAAAUUGUUGCUUUUAUUGUGGAUGUUGUAAUAUUUUUUUGUACAUAACUCACUGUAAAUAAAUAGAAUUUACUGUUUGCUUCUGCCCUCUUGGUUUUUAUUAUUAGAGUUGGUAUUCUUUUUGUAACUGCUGAUAUGUGACAAAGUAAUUUCAGUGAUUGUACAGGAUGUGGUGAUUAAAUAAUAUAAUAGCUUGGUUUCUUUGUCUGUUAUGUUACUUUACAGUGCGUGUGUGUGUAUACAUACACAGGACCCUAAGGAAAGCUGUUUGUUUAUACGGCAGGGUGGGGGGGGGAAGAGAGAAGAUAAUAGAAGACCAACAGAUGGACUUUGGGGGGGGGGUGGCUUAUGUGAAAUCUGGUUGUAUUUCUGGCACAAAUUUCUGAGAAACAGAGGAGAUUUAAAGAGUCAUACAAAGAGAGAAGGUGAAGACCCGGAGAAGAGAAACCAGGCUGGCAAGGUUUAUUCCAAGGGUUUCAAACAGAGAAAUAAGCAAAAGAGUGAAAUUGCACAAAGUCGCCUCACGCAGCCAGAUUAUAAGGGAUGAGUACAGAUUACAAGAUGAGACAAAGGUAGCCUGAGUGAUCGAGCUGUAAUUCCAGCAAAACGGUAAUCCGUAAUCUUUUGUAAUUUUUAUAUCUUUGAGAGAAUAGGAACAGGGAAGGAAAAGAGAAUAUGAUUCCUUAUUUUUUAACAGCUAUACUGGGAAUGCGUACUUUCUUCCUGAUGGAUCUGAAUCCCUCAGUUUUUAUAAUGUUAUUGCCUCAGGUGGAUGCAUUGGGGGCAGGGAUUGCCAUUCAAAUGCUCAUAUUUACAUUAUAAUCAGAUAAUUAAUAAACAAAAGUUAACUGUAGAGCAAAAUGCCUAUUUCUCCUGUAUAUGUGUACACCUGUGUCAGGAGAGGAGGUUGUUUUUGGACUGGUAGGCCACACAUCAGCCUUCCAUGCUGGUGUAGAUCUCCCUCACCCUCCUCUGCUCCCCUUCUGCUCACCCCACGCACCUCCCCUUGCAGCGGGCCGGGCCCCCUCUGCCAUGCUGGAAUGCCUGUCCUGGCAAUCUCGCUCGCUGCUCUCUCUGUCCCUCGCCUCGCUCGCCCUGGCCCUAUCCGUACUGGCCUUGAGCACCUCCUACUGGUGCGUGGGCAUGCACAAAGUGGUCAAGCCACUCUGCCUCUCACCAAUCAAAAUGAAGAACUGCGACCCAAAUAGCAGCCAGCCCCUGGCCACUGAGAGCUCCUCGCCUGACGGAGAUCCCACUGCGGGAUCCAACAGAACCGCCUCCACAAACAACAGGCAGCCGGUCGAUGCCGUGCACUACAUCUGGGAGACCGGAGAAGACAAAUACACACUUCGAUACUUUCACACUGGAUUCUGGGAGUCCUGCGAAAAACACAGUGAUGGUGAGAGAUGCCGCAGCUUCAUGGAGCUGACUCCAGAUGAAAGUCAGGGCAUCCUGUGGCUGUCUGUGGUGUCAGAGGUCAUGCACAUCAGCCUCCUGGCCACCGGCUUCAUCCUGAUGUGCAUGGAGAUGCUGUGCGUGUGCUCGCACAGGGAGAUGUAUGCGCUCCAGGUGAACGCCUUCUCUGCCGUCUGCACCGUCCUGUCCGGGCUGAUGGGAAUGGUGGCUCACAUGAUGUACACCACGGUGUUCCAGCUGACCGUGACCAUCGGGCCCAAAGACUGGAGGCCCCAGAGUUGGGACUAUGGCUGGUCGUUUGCACUGGCCUGGAUCUCCUUCGGCUGCUGCAUGGCCUCUGCAGUCUUCACCCUCAACUUGUACACUAAAACAGCAAUGGAGCAGCACCACAGGCUGCGAGCACGCCUGGAAGACAGCGAAUCCAGGAAGGCUCCACCCUACAACGAAGCCCUCCUUGGGGACGGGGUCUAUUCCUUUGCCGAUCUCCCGCACUGGCCCAAUGGUGUCAUGGGAUUAGCAGAUGGGAUCGGGCUAAACGGUGGGGACGCAGCGACUCUAGUGCUACUGGGGGGGUGUGAGGAUUGUGAGAGGGAGAUGGAUAUCAUGGCAGCAAGGACAUCGAGAGAGAGGGAAGUCUCUCUGUGCUGAGUCACACUCUGUUUGGGUCAUCAAAAAAGGGCAGGCCGGAUAUGGAUCACUAUUCAACACUCAACCUGUACCUUCUGUAUAAGGCAACUAGUUAAACAUGAAGAUACAUUCUCAGUUCUUUCUAUAAAAGGAAAUAGAGACUGAUCUUUUGCCGAUGUUUUUACCUUCCUGAUGAGGAUCAUGGGUAAUGACGACUGAUGCAACUGACUGCCCUAGAACACGACUCGGUAGAGGGUGCCAGCAUAUGUGUGUGUUUUUUCCACGAUCUGCAGCUGAAUAUCGUCUUAAUGAUGUCAUUAUUAUAAGUACUUUUGAAAAUGUGACCCAAAAACAUACUUUAAUGUGAUGUGUUAAAUAAUAGUUUAAAAGUCCUCCAUCCAUCCUGUGCGCUCCUUCCGUGUGCCACGCCCCCUCAUUAACCCUGUGUGAAUUCCCCAUGUUUACCAGCUGUUUCUCAUCGUUGUCAUUAGUUUAAUGUAUUUAGUCCGCGUCUCCGUUUGUUUCCCCAGUCCGGUCAUUGUAUUGUCAUUCUCGUUUGCCUUACCCCUUUCAUAAAAGAAAACCUGUGUUUCCUUAACUUCUGACAUCCUGCACUUUUGAAAAGGUUAAUGCUUUAAGUAUUUAAUUCUAGAAACACUUCGCCUGUAAUUUUAAUUCUAUCUGCGUUUAGUCACUGGAUGCUGUCAGCCACUCAGUGUGUUUUGCAUUAAACAGUUUGGUGGUGA